CCUAGAUUUACCAUACCCCGAGUAUUUGACACUUGAAGCAAAUAACCUCACCCCCUCUUUUACGUUUUGUUCUUUCAUAAACCCUAGCGGAUAUUCAACGGUUUGAUAGAGAAAAAAGUUCCAUCAGAUUUGGAUCGAGAAACAAUGGAAGCUACCCAAAAUGAUUUGGAGAGGCUAAUGAUCUUCGAACAUGCUCGUAUAACCGCCGAAGCAGAGUACGCCAAGAACCCUACUGACGCAGAUAAUUUAACAAGAUGGGGUGGAGCUCUUCUGGAAUUAUCCCAAUUUGGAGAUAUAAACGAAUCAAAGAAGAUGCUUAGAGAUGCUGUGUCAAAACUUGAUGAGGCAUUGACUAUCAAUCCUGCAAAACAUGAGGCUCUGUGGUGUUUAGGAAAUGCUCACACUGCUAAUGCAUUUCUAACCCCUGAUCAUGAUGAGGCUAAAGUUAAGUUUGAUAAGGCAACUCAAUGUUUCGAAAAGGCUGUAGAAGAGUGUCCAGGGAAUGAACAUUAUCUUCAGUCAUUGGCACAAUGUGCUAAGGCAACUGAGUUGCACAAGGAGAUCCACGCACAUGGUGGACUUAGUCAAGGUCAACAAACAUUAGGCGGAGGGUCUGGGCCUUCUUCAAGUGCUAAGGGGAGUGGAAAAAGCAAGAAUAGUGAUUUGAAAUAUGAUAUAUUUGGAUGGGUGAUCCUUGCUGUUGGGCUUGUUGCGUGGAUAGAUAUCCGGCACUAUGGAGCUCUUGAAGCAGGGGCAAACCACCCCAAUAGUCCAAAGAUGAAAGUCCUGGUGGAGCAUUCAAAUGAGCAACAAAUUACGAAUAAAGGAAUAAAAGAAGUUGGAGGGUUUGAUUAUUGUUCUGGGGAAAAAAGACAUUGGCGCUGGUAG
Lactuca saligna is the source of this 888-nucleotide messenger RNA. NCBI's taxonomy places the organism in Eukaryota, Viridiplantae, Streptophyta, Magnoliopsida, Asterales, Asteraceae. The record is from the annotation of a GenBank genome assembly.